CGAGCGCUCGGCCGAUCGGCUGCUCCGACUGCGCUGCCCGUUGCUAGGCAGUUUGCACGCAGUUGCCGUGGUUACGGCUCGCCUGCCAUGGAGCCCGACAAGAGAAGAACCAGAGAAGAUACCUGGAAAUCAGAUGAACUGAAGAAACAUCUUAGGGUGUCACAAUCAGAUAGUCAGUCUGAAGACAAGAAACACAAAGAAAAGAAAUUGCAAAGAGAGAGAGAGAUUCAUGACACGGUUGAUUACAAAGGAUACAGAGAUCAAGACAAAGACCGAGGAAAGACCAAAGAAAGGACGGGAGAAAGAGAAAGAUUUAAAUCUAGUGAGAGAGACAGGGAAAAAUUGCGGGAGAGAGAAAGGGGAAAAGAUCAUCACAGAGAACGAGAGAGAGAGAAAGUUAAAGAUAAAGAUGCAGAGAAGGAAAAAUAUAGUACAAGAAGAGAAAAAGAAAAGGAGAGUGAUAAGGAAGCACAAAGAAAACAAAAAAGGGAUCAUUUGAAGCAGAUGCUUAUACAGAGUGACCAGAGGGCACAUGAAGGAAGGGAAAAGGGCCAUCACAGAAGGAGAGGGAGCAAGGAUCAUUUAGAAGACAACACAAAAGCGAGAGAUGAAGAGAAAGAAAGAAGUCAUACAGAAAGAAAGAAUAGCAGCAGCAAAGAUGCUCUUGACAAAUUUUUAACAUAUAGAGAUGAAGGUGAACGUAGGCAUAUGUCACAUAAAGAUCAAGACAGAGAGAGGAGGCACAGAGAAAAAAGAGAACAUGAACAUUCAGUUAAGGCAGGAAGAGAAAGACACUCAAAAGACACAAGUCAUAAGUCCUUUGAAAAGCAUGUGGAAGAAAAACAUGAAGCAAAGAGACGUCAAGAAGGAUAUUACUAUGAAAGUAGAGAAAGCCAACCAAGGGAGAACAGUGAAAGAAGGCUAGGAGAGGAAAGUGAAAGAAAGAAGAGGGAUCUUAAGAACAGUGAGCACAAAAACCAAGAACAGAGCCCAAGACAAGAUAUAGAAAUCAGCUACAAGCACAAAAGGAGUGUGAAAGAUACAGAAAAGAGUUAUGCAAAGGGAAAAAAAGAGGAUACAAAACAGGAAAUUGAAGAAGUAAACACAUACAGUGCAGAGGCAGGUUAUAACUAUUCAACAAAUUAUGAAGAUGAUUUUGAAGAUUAUGAAGAUGACUUUGAUGAUGAUGAUGAUGAUGAUGAUGAAGGCAAUGAUAGUGAGGACAGAGAUGCAAAACACCAGCCACAAGCAAUUCCUGUUUCCAAAAACUUAGAAAUAGAAGAAAUUCAAAGAGCAAUUAAUGCAGAAAAUGAGAGAAUUGGUACCUUACUGCCAAAGCAAAUCCUAAAAGAUGAUGAAAGGGAACCAGUCAUGGCUUUACAAUACUAUGUAGAAAGGCAAUAUUCUUCUGCCAGAGGGUCUCAUUGUGGAAUGUUUAUGGAUUUUGAAAUGGCAAACCAACGACAAAGUAACCGAAACACAGCCAGUAAGCAGAAGACACGUAGUUCAGAACUACUCCGACUAAUUGAUCUGGACUUUUCAGUCAGCUUUUCUUUACUCGAUUUGCCUCCAAUGAAUGAAUACGAAAUGUACAUCAGGAACUUUGGCAAAAGAAACACCAAACAGGCAUAUGUUCAAUGCAAUGAGGAUAAUCUUGAGAGAGACAUUCAGACUGAUGAAACAGAGACUCUAGAAAAAUGGACACAGCAUCCAGGAGCAAGUGCCAUUGUAUCGGGAGGUCCCAGAAGCAACAGUGAUGUGUCUGUGGAUGUUGGUCUAACACCUAAAAUCGAUUCACAGAGAUUAGCAAACUUUCUCCGGUCUGCUUGUCAGGUGAUUGCUGUUUUGCUUGAGGAAGAUCGAGUUGCAACACAGCCAAGGUGGAACCUAAGAUCUAGACAGACUAGUCUGUCUAUUAGUGAUAGUUGCUUUCAGUUAAAUACUAAUCAACCAUUCCUCCAUGAUCGAAAAGUCUCCUGUCUGCACGUCUCUCAGGUUCAAAGGCAGGCAUUACUUUCUGUUCAUGGGUUACCUAAAAAGCCAGCUGCCAUUCUACUGAACAGGAAGUAUAUCAUAUGCGUAUGGAAUGUCUGGCAGCCUUCCAGCCCUCAGAAAGUCCUAGUUUGUGACUCCGAGGUAAUAUGCUGCUGCUUUAGUCCCAAUAAAGCAACUUUAGUAUUUGCUGGAACAGUGGAUGGUUCUUUGUUAGUGUGGGAUCUCAGGGAAGACUCAAGACUGCAUCAUUGUAUGAAGUUCAAUGAAACUGACUGGAUAUUUAGAGCUCCAACAUUUUCCACUGAUGGUGUUCUCACCUCAGUAAACCACACAUGUUCUGUACAAGCAAUAGAACCUGUUUCAACAUCUGUCUACAAGGAACAGAGUUCCUGUGGGCUCUCAGGCCUCUCUUCUCAAGAAGAAAUGUCAGGCCUUUCAUUCCAGAUAGCUUCAAUCGAUGAAAGUGGGAUUCUGAAUCUAUGGGUUGUAGUUGAAUUACAAAAAGUGGAUAUAGCUGGUUCACAAAGUGAUUUAGGUUUAAUUCCUGGUGGGAAAGUAAAAUUGGUACAUAGCUCUACUGUUCAGUUGAAUGACAGGCUUUUCCCAAAAGAUAGGAUGUGCCUGAAGACACCCCUGACUCUGAAUAUUAAGUUUCAGCCUUCUAAUCCUAAUCAUUUUAUUGUUGGGACAAAUAUUGGUCUGGUAAGUCAUGGCACAAGACAUGACUUAAGAAUACCUCCAAAGCUAUUCAAACCUCAGCAGGGUGGACCACGAUCAGUAAGAGUCAAUGCAGUUGAUUUCUCCCCUUUUGGAAAACCAAUAUUUUUGGUUGGCUGUUCAGAUGGAAGCAUUAGAUUGCACCAGAUGACAUCGGAGUAUCCCCUCCUGCAGUGGAAUGACAGCACGGAUGGCCAGCCAGUUAUUGCCCUUCAGUGGGCUCUAACGAGACCUGCUGUAUUUUUAGUCCUGGAUGCAUCAUCUAAUGUUUAUGUGUGGGACCUGCUGGAAAAUGACUUGUGGCCUGUAGCCAAACAAAUUAUUCAGUCUGAUAGGGUUCUGACCAUGGCUGUACUGGGUGAACCAGAAAAAAAAAACGGGCUCUUGGGGAUUGUACUGGCCAAAGAAUCUGGAAUAAUAGACAUCCAGUAUAUAAAAAAGAAGUGGGCCUUACUUCAGUCUGAAGAGUCAGAGAAACUACAUUUGCUUUUGCAGCAAUCCUUAUAGAAGCAAAUAAAUUUCCUCUCUUUGAGUAUACAAAUGUGGCUAAUUACAUUUAGAUUCUUUAUUAUAUUACGACUGUAAUUAAAAGAUUUAUAAUUUAAGAUAUUUUCCAUUUGUAUUGUGUAUACUGUAUAUACUGCCAAGAAUAUCAGUACAGAAUUUUGGGUGAAGAAAUGCAAUAUUUUUAAUAAUUAUAAAAAUGACAGAGCACAGCCUGAAGGGAAGAUAAAUUGUAUUUACUUUCAUAUGAUAUGGGUUUGUAGACAUUUAUUAUUUAUAGAUAUUUUUCAAUAAAAUUUUAAAAACAGA
Molecule: messenger RNA, 3525 nt
Organism: Gavialis gangeticus (Gharial)
Lineage: Eukaryota; Metazoa; Chordata; Crocodylia; Gavialidae
Gene: DYNC2I1
Product: WD repeat domain 60
Exons: 24
Coding region: 88-3219 (1043 amino acids)
Biological process (GO): intraciliary transport
Cellular component (GO): cytoplasmic dynein complex
Molecular function (GO): dynein heavy chain binding; dynein light chain binding
Source: RefSeq, a predicted model, not a curated record